AUGUCUUCGAUACAUGCGGAUCCGCCGCCGCCAAUAGUCACCGAGCCCAGCGGUAUCAACUAUGCGACCGGCGCGGCAUUGGGCAAAGGCGGCUUCGCCAUAUGCCACCGAGCGGAACGAUACGAUGGCAGCAAACCGUCGGGUCACAUUGUUGCGCUCAAGAUCGUCAAGACGAAGAUGGAGCCGGCGAAAUUGGCGCAGAAGUUUGUCAGCGAGCUCCAAAUCCACUCGAAACUCUCGCAUUCCAACAUCGUCACCUUCUACCGCGCCUUCUCCUUUCAGACAAGCACCUACGUCGUGCUCGAGCUGUGUCCCAAUGGGUCUCUGGCGGAUAUGCUUAAGAAGAGGAGAUACCUGACCCUUCCGGAGAUUCGUCGAUACGUGAUCCAGAUCUGCGGCGCCGUCAAGUAUCUUCACCAUCGACACAUUGUACAUCGAGAUUUGAAGACAGGCAACUUGUUUCUGGACAGCAACAUGAAUGUCAAAGUGGGCGACUUUGGACUCGCUGCGCUGCUGGUGACGGAGAAGGAGAUGGAGGCGAAGAGGCGCACGACUAUGUGUGGUACGCCGAACUACCUCGCUCCCGAAAUCUUGGAGAAGGGCAAGGGGCACAACGAGAAGGUGGAUCUGUGGGCGAUAGGAGUCAUUGCAUACACGCUGGCUGUCGGCAAAGCGCCGUUCCACUCGAGCACGAAGGAGGAAAUCUACAAGAAGCUGAAGUCGGGAGCAUUCACCUGGCCGGAGCUGAGCGCUACAACUAAUCAGAGCUCGGAUCUACGAAACCUCGUGUCGAGCUUGCUGGUGCCGGAAGAGCAAAGACCCGUUCCAGACCAAAUCGUCAGCCAGCCGUUCUUCAAGAUCGCUUUCGUCCCAUCGAGUAUACCGCCAGCCGCAAAAGAAAAGGUUCCGAAAUGGCCAGAGGUUGCGAUCCCGACUGCCGAAGCUAUGAGGAGAGGGUACAGCGAUACUUGGUACGCGAUAUGCAAGGAAUCCGGCGUGGGCGAGUUUCAAGAGGGCAAGACUUUCAAGUUGAAUGGUGGGAGGCGGGUGAGGAGCAUCGUGUACGAUAUGGCUCAGGAAGCGCUUGCUGGCCGGCAACCCACCAUGCCCAUUCCGAAAGACGUGGUGUACACGUCUACCGUUUCGGAGUGGAAUACGUCUGCGGUAUCAAUGUCUUCGGAUCGCCCGGAAGGAGAAGUCAAGCCGCUCAGUCGGCCCCCAAGUCGCCAACUACAGGAUGUACCGCAAAAUGCAGUCGCAGAUACCGCGCCUGCCAGCGUGCAAGAACAAGCGGCCAAAGAUGCUGAGCUAAUGCCUCCUCCACCUCCGCCUCCAGCUGCUCGCAAGGUCACCGCGAUCCGCAAGCCCGCUCGAACAGUAAGCGGUGAAGAAGCGGCGCCCCCAGCUCGACAACUGCAGGAGAUCUCGCACAAUACUGUGGCGAGUACGAGGCCGGUCGUUGCUGAUGAGCAGGUGGCGAGAGAUGCUGAGACUAUGCCUCCACCUCCGCAGCCGGCUGUACGCAAAGUCACUGCGGUCCGUCGCGCCGCUCGAACAAUCAGCGAGGAGGCAGUAAAAGCUUCACUUCCUUUGAGAGUCACCGCAGACGAGCCCACUCCCGCCUCAACCGUGCCAAGAGUCCGACAAAGGGCAGCUACAGCUUCAUCUGUGAGGUUGAGAGAGCCUAACAAUUCCUCUUCGUCGAAUCAACAAAUGGCGCCUACUCAGCAACCGACUGCCAUCAUUCAGGAAAAGUCGGAAAGACCAGCACCAGUGAAAAGAAGCGCAGACGCCAGUUUGGCUCGAAGGCCGAGAUCGAUGAAAGCAAGAGAACGGCCACGAUCGCCUGAGAAGCCUGGGCCAUUCGCAACGCUUGACGAGCUCCGAGAUGCUUUGCCGCUGAAGCAAACGACAAGAAGGAAAGUCGAGCCCGAAGUGAUUGAGAUCCAUUCAGAUCCGGAGCCAGAGGAAAAGCCGGCAGGCGCGAUAUUAUCUCUCCCACCACCGCCUCAAAUGACCAAACCGCUCCCCGUCCCUCGAAAGGCCAGCGAAGACAGAAAUCGCAUCGCCGGCACUGACCCAAAAGCCGUCCUCGACCGGCUCAGCCAAUUCAGAGACAACCUCGAAGCCGCAUUGUCCAAUACAUACCGCUCCCGCACUUCACCCGAAGACGCGCAAAAACUCCCCUUCAUCACGCGCUGGGUCGACUACAGCCGCAAACACGGCAUGGGCUACGUCCUGGCCGAUGGCACCGUAGGUUGCGUGCUCAACUCCCGAGGCAACCGCAAAGCACCGCUCACGCACAUCUUCGUGCGCAAAGGCACCACCUGGCUCCCCCGCGUCGGGCAGAAUUUCGAACACCUUGACACCGUUCCGCUGGAGGUGCUCGAGGACUGCGGCGAUGCUGGCAUCAAGAGGAAAGUGUACAAGGGGCUGGGAAGCGUGAAGGAGGGCCCGUUGAAGCUGGAAGCGGAUAGGAGGAGAAUAUUGGGCGUGCUGUGGGCGAAAUUUGGACGGUAUAUGUGCCAGGAAAUGGAUGGGGAGGAGAAUACGCAGACGCAGAUGAGUGGCGGGCAUUUCAUUCGCUUUUACCAGCGGAUUGGGAAUGUAGGCAUUUGGGGGUUUGCGGAUGGUGCUUUGCAGCUCCAUUUCCCCGACCACACUAAACUCGUCGUCUCCGCUACUGGCACCCAUAUCUCCGCCACCUGCAUCUCGCCCGAAGCCGCCGCGUACCUCGCCUCCCACGCCGAUCUACUCCCGCACCACGUCAGCAGCCGCGAAGUCUUCGCCGACAGCAUCGUCUCCUUGCUCCACGAGGGCGGUCGUGUGCGCGCUAGAAUCGUAAAGGCGAACGCGCUUGCGGAGAAGCUGACGUUUGUGCUGGACUUUGUGAAGCAGUGGAUUGCGAAUGGGGGGUUGGGACGAUUGGAUGGGGAUGUGGAUUGUGCGCGGAGUGCGAGUGAGAAGUUUUCUUGGAGGGGGUUGGAGGCUGGGAUUCCGAAUAAGAAGGCUGUUGAUCGGAUUACUGUUGGGAGGCAUGGGGGAGAUGCGGUGGUGAGGGAGGAGUAG
This is a messenger RNA of Neohortaea acidophila, 3069 nucleotides long. RefSeq lists its product as uncharacterized. Gene Ontology annotation, molecular function: protein binding; ATP binding; protein kinase activity. The coding region runs from base 1 to 3069 and encodes 1022 amino acids. The transcript has 3 exons. Lineage: Eukaryota; Fungi; Ascomycota; Dothideomycetes; Mycosphaerellales; Teratosphaeriaceae. Gene Ontology annotation, cellular component: spindle pole body; spindle pole; centrosome. Gene Ontology annotation, biological process: mitotic cell cycle; protein phosphorylation; regulation of cytokinesis. The record is from RefSeq and is a predicted model, not a curated record.